AUGACCACUAGCUUACUUAAUAGUCUAUCACAGGAAAUAAACCAAUUUGAUGUUUCGGGUCGUCAAAGUUUGAAUGAGCUAUAUGAAAAUUCCGAAUCCUUUCUACAACAGUUGAAGGAUAUAGAAUCUGCUUUACAUGACGAGAUUCACCAAGAGGAGCAACAACGACAAAAUUUGGCACAAUCUCCCGAUACAAUAUCGGCGCCUAUCAGUAGGUUGCUCUGCAGUGCAAAAACUCAAAGCUUACACGAAGACUUGCUACAAUGCACAGAUGGUUGGUACAAAUCAUCUAUUGAUUGCCUCAAAUCGUAUAAUUCAGCCAAUAACAAGUUUCUGAAGAAUGUUUUGAAUAAUAGCAAAUUCGCCGUAGAUCUCGAUGAGGCUUACAGCUAUAAAUUGAACAUGGAUAGUUUCCCGGUUUGCAAUUUCAACAUUGAAGAAGCAUUGGCUGAAAUAUCUCCUACAAACACUCAGACAUCCUUUAUAUUCCAUGACAUUGAAGCUAAAAACGCCAAGCAAGAAAAUAAGGAAGAAUUGACCAAGGCGAUAAUUCUCCAUUUGUUCAAAAUCGGUCAGAGUAGUGUAGUGCCAGAGAUUUUAAAGCGACAGCCACCAUCAUCGCCCAUUUCCAUAAAUCCCGAGUUACUACAACAAUUUUCACUUUUGAAUGAAAUCGUUGACGACAUUUGCAUAAGGCACGAUUUGAAUCAAACAUUGGGCUGGUUUCAUACAAAGUACAACGAGAGAAUCUUAAAUCCAAACUCGUAUCAUGAUUUGGAAGAUGCAGAGUCAUUUAGUAACACUGAAUUCAAAUUCCAUAUGCUUCAGUUUAUUAUUCUAUUGAACGGGAAGGAUCUGGAGUUCUCGUACGAUGAUGCAGUUGAGGCGUAUUUCUACUCGAAAGAGCAUUUCAACAAGUUUUUGAAAAACUAUUUACACGAAAUGGCACCAUUGGUAACCUUGAUUCUUUUCAACUCAAACAACAACAACUCAGGAAUUGAACAGUUUUCUAAACAGAGGAAUAAAGAAUACGCAAUACAAAAUUUCAUUGAAAAGAUGAGAAACGGAUUUAUUAUUGAAAGCGAUGCAUCAUCUCGAAAUAGGAAAAAAGGUGGCAAGGUUGACUUUGUAUCAGAAUUGCUUCAAAAUUUUAAAAAUAUCCAUGAAAACACUAGUCUAUUCACAAAUUUGGCAAACGAUUUCGUUUCCGAGUACUGCAAGGAUAUGAAAUUAUCUAGCGACUCGUCACUAUUCCAAAGUAUUCUUGCUGGCCAUGUAUACUUGCCAAGUUUCUACAAAUAUAACAAAGUUCAAUUAAAAUUGAAAAACUACAAAUCAAUUGGAGAAAAAUCGGCCAAAGAUACCAACCUGAAAACCAAUAGCAAGGAUUUCCCACAACACCAUGCGCACCAUGUGCACGAACUACCGUUCCAGUUGCUGGACAAAAAUCGGUUUUUGUUCAAAAAUCAUCCAAUCUUUAUCUGUCCAAUAUCAAGAGAGCAAGCAACACCAGUCACCCACGAAAUAAUUUCUUCUACUUUUAUUGAAAGCAAAGACGGAGCUCCUUUGACCGUAAAAAGAGAAAAGUACAUUCGAUUUAAUCCGGCAACUACUCAAGUGGUAGUGUUGAACUAUUGCCAUCAUCUUGCAUUAAGAGAAAGCAUAUGGCAGCUUUCAAAGAAGGGAAUUGAUAUAUUCAAAUGUCCAUAUUGUUAUAAGAAACACAAGUAUACAGAUGUAUCUGAUGCUUACUUUAUAGAUUUAUAA
Lodderomyces oxycetoniae is the source of this 1767-nucleotide messenger RNA. RefSeq names its product ubiquitin-protein ligase. The record is from RefSeq and is a predicted model, not a curated record. Gene Ontology annotation, cellular component: cytoplasm; GID complex; nucleus. The transcript has a single exon. Gene Ontology annotation, molecular function: ubiquitin-protein transferase activity. NCBI's taxonomy places the organism in Eukaryota, Fungi, Ascomycota, Pichiomycetes, Serinales, Debaryomycetaceae. The coding region runs from base 1 to 1767 and encodes 588 amino acids. Gene Ontology annotation, biological process: proteasome-mediated ubiquitin-dependent protein catabolic process.